This is a messenger RNA of Neogale vison (American mink), 1895 nucleotides long. RefSeq names its product coagulation factor III, tissue factor (gene F3). The coding region runs from base 154 to 1032 and encodes 292 amino acids. Gene Ontology annotation, cellular component: membrane. The record is from RefSeq and is a predicted model, not a curated record. Gene Ontology annotation, biological process: blood coagulation. Lineage: Eukaryota; Metazoa; Chordata; Mammalia; Carnivora; Mustelidae. The transcript is spliced from 6 exons. Gene Ontology annotation, molecular function: protein binding.
UCUUUAAAGCGCGCCCGAGCGCGGGCUCCCCCAGAUUCAGGGUUCCCCGCACCCCUUCCCGCUCUAGCACGCUGCCAUCGGCGCCUCCAACGCAACCUCUCUAGUCUUCGGGGCGCAACGGAGUCCUCCCGACCUCGCCGCCAGCUUGUGGACAUGGAGACCCCCACCUGGCCCCGGGUACCCAGCCCCGAGGCCGCAGUCGCUAGGAUGCUCUUGCUUAUCUGGGUCCUCCUGCAGGUGGCCAGAACGUCAGGCACUACAGAGGUAGUGGUAGCAUAUAACUUAACUUGGAAAUCAACUAAUUUCAAGACAAUUUUGGAGUGGGAACCCAAACCCAUCAAUCAUGUCUACACGGUUCAGAUAAGCCCUAGACUUGGAAAUUGGAAGAGCAAAUGCUUCUACACCACAGACACGGAGUGUGACCUCACCGACGAGAUUGGGAAUGACGUGAAUCAGACGUACCAGGCGCGGGUCCUCUCCUACCCGGCUGACGCCACCGAUUACUCUGGGGAGCCUCCAUUUACAAACUCCCCAGAGUUCACACCUUACCUGGAGACCAAGCUCGGACGGCCAACAAUCCAGAGUUUCAAACAAGUUGGGACAAAGCUGAAUGUGACCAUACGAGAUACGCGCACAUUAAUUAGGAGGAACGGCACCUUCCUCAGCCUCCGGGAUGUUUUUGGCAAGAACUUAAUAUACACACUUUAUUACUGGAAAGCUUCAAGUACAGGAAAGAAAACAGCCAAGACAAACACUAAUGAGUUUUUGAUUGAUGUGGAUGAAGGAGAAAGCUACUGUUUCAGUGUUCAAGCAGCGAUUCCAUCACGGAAGGCUAACCAGAAGAGUCCAGAAAGUCCUAUUGAGUGCACUAGCCAUGAGAAAGGUACGUUCACAGGAGUGCUCCUCAUCAUUGUAAUUGUGGUGCUCGUGGUCCUCAUCCUCAUCAUCAUCCUGUCUGUGACCCUGUACAAGUGCAGGAAGGUGCGCGCGCAGCAGAGUGGGAAGGAGAGCUCCCCACUCAAUGCUGCAUAAGGCGUGUGUCCUGGGAGCUGCCGUCCGCGACGGAGUGUAGGGUGUAGGUGCACUGCGACCAAGAACUUGUAAGACAACAGAAUAUAUAUAUAUAUGGAAACACAAAUGAGUAUCUUGGAGCAUAGAGACUUGAGCUCAGAGAUAGCUCUUGAUCUGACCAGUUCUCACGAUUAGGAUUCUGGUUUCAACGACAGCAUUAGACACUUUGGAAUGUAACGAACGGUACAACCAAUUCCAAGAUUUAAAAAUUUCUAUUUUAACACUAUGGCAACUUUUGCACAUAUCAUAUGUUUGAAUGUACAUUCUAUACCCCAAAUGAAACCAAAUCACGUAAUCAAAACAGAUGAACAAAAAUCUUGGGUAGAUUUUUGGAAAACUUUUGAGAAGCUGACUUCAAAUCAUAGGGGAGAGUGAAAUGGAACUUGGGUGAAGUUUUCUAACAUAGAGAAUUCUUUUGUGAUAUAUGGUGUUUAGGUUCUUCUUUUCUGAGUUCUUUAGAGUUCCAAAACAAUUGGCAACUUUUAUAUGAAUGUGUUAAAUGCAGAAGACUUCUGUUUUGGGGCACAUUCCUAAAGCACCUUACAGUUUAGCACUUUAAUUGACUCAGAUGCUGUGGAUUAAGCACUUGACAGCAGACUAUAUAUAUAUAUAUUUUUAUAAGACUACUAUAGAGACCACAUAGAGGUGAUGAUUUAAGGUACUGCAAGUUUUUAUGGUCAAUAUUGUAUAUAUUUAUAUAAUUUUCUAAAAGGUUUUAUACAUGGGGAUAUUCUAUUUAUAGAAGUAAUAUGGUUCUAUUUGUAUAUAUUGAAAUAAUUUAUUUAAUAUACUUUUAUACAAAUAAAGGUGGCUGGGAAUUGUGA